This is a messenger RNA of Oncorhynchus keta (chum salmon), 5468 nucleotides long. RefSeq names its product RNA-binding protein 15-like. The record is from RefSeq and is a predicted model, not a curated record. Lineage: Eukaryota; Metazoa; Chordata; Actinopteri; Salmoniformes; Salmonidae. The coding region runs from base 462 to 2975 and encodes 837 amino acids. Gene Ontology annotation, biological process: regulation of alternative mRNA splicing, via spliceosome. The transcript has a single exon. Gene Ontology annotation, cellular component: nucleus. Gene Ontology annotation, molecular function: mRNA binding.
UCCUACCAUAUGCCUUAGUCUACAUUCUCAGCCUAAUUUAAAAAAUCUUCACUAAACAAUACAAAAAUGUGUUGGAGUUUCUAUGGCACAAUCUUAUUUUUAGCUUGUUGCAUUUCCCUCGGAUCCAAAAAGGAUAGGCCUACAAUAAUAUUAACAUGUACGUGUCUCAUACAUAAAACCUAAGAAUGUAGAGGUUUACUGACCUUCCUCACUGUAUUUUAGGCCCAGAACCGCACCCAUACUGUGUUAAGUGACAUGUGUAGAACCAAUCGUUCUUCUCGACGCGAGCCGCAUUACACCAAUCACCAAAGGUGGGCGGGACUUUUAAUGCUGCUCUUCAACAUGGCGGAUAUGUCGCCUACGAGUUGAAUUUAAAGCACAUUUUACUUACUUAAGUUAGAGACAAAAACAGUAGUAAGAUUAGAAUAUAUCGUUUUCAAGGCGGUAACUGCAGUCUAAAAAUGAAAGGCAAGGAGCGGUCGCCCGUUAAAAAGCGCUCGCGGAUUCUGGACGAUAUUCGAGACCGGGGAGGAAGCCACCCAACAAGUAAGAAAAUGGGAACACUCUCGGCGGCAGGCAGCAACGGGAAUAGUUCUGUCAAAAGUGGUGGUUCGGUAAAACGGAGUUUACCGUCUGAAAAGAGAGACUGUCGAGAUUUAGACGGACAUGUGUCAAAUCGAACUGGGAGUAGCCAUGGAUAUGCUAAUACAACUGGUUCGAGUAGCAAGCUACACAUUAGCAUUGCUCUGGACCCCACGACAAGGACCAAUUCUCGCGGGGAACCGCGGCCUCUUCCGAGUAGCGAAAGUGAGUACAAGACUCUAAAAAUUAGCGAGCUGGGCUCUCAGUUGAGCGACGAAGACAUUGAAGAUGGAUUAUUUCACGAAUUUAAGAAAUUUGGGGACGUGAGUGUCAAAAUAAGCCGAGUUAACGACGAAAGGGUGGCAUUUGUGAAUUUCAGAAGGCCCGACGAUGCUAAGGCGGCCAAGCACGCACGCGGCAAGUUGGUACUCUAUGACCGCCCUCUAAAAAUUGACGCGGUGUACAUGAACCGGAGGAGGAGCCGAUCCCCCAUCGAAAAAGAUCCAUAUGCAGGAGUUGCAGGACACAGACAUUUGCAUGUCCAAAGACCCCUUUCACCAACGGGGCUAGGAUAUAGAGAUUUCCGACUGCAGCAGCUAGCUUUGGGCCGCCUCCCCCCUCCCUCUUCCCUCCCUAGAGAACUGGAAAGAGAGAGGGAAUUUUCUAUCUAUGAAGCCAGGGCCCGGCCACCCUUCAUCCCUGACUGUGCAGCUUUCUGUGAGGAGGACCUCCUCUCCCCUGAAGAUGAUCAGCGGGCCAACAGGACGUUGUUUCUUGGGAACCUCGAUGUCUCAGUGACAGAGAAUGACUUGAGGAGGGUGUUUGACAGGUUUGGGUUGAUCACAGAGGUGGACAUCAAGCGGACAUCUGCUCGCGGACAGAACAGCACCUAUGGAUUCCUAAAGUUCGAGAACCUGGACAUGGCUCACCGUGCUAAGAUCACCAUGUCAGGAAAAGUGGUGUGUCACAACCCUAUUAAAAUUGGCUAUGGCAAAGCGACACCCACAACUAGGCUGUGGGUGGGGGGUCUUGGACCCUGGGUCCCCCUUGCUGCUCUGGCUAGGGAGUUUGACCGCUUCGGCACCAUCAGGACUAUAGACUACAGGAAGGGGGACACGUGGGCCUACAUCCAGUAUGAGAGCCUGGAUGCUGCCCAGGCCGCCUGCUCCCACAUGCGUGGCUUUCCUCUGGGUGGUCCUGAGAGGAGGCUUAGGGUGGACUUUGCUGACACAGAGCUCCGCUACCAGCAACAGUACCUGCAGCCUCUCCCUCUGCCGCCUCACUUUGACCUAGUGGCAGACUCAUUUGUCCACCGGCCCACCCUCGAGGCCAUCAGAAUCAGAGAGAGGAGCCCUCCACCCCCACUCCGCUUCAGGGAAAGGGAACUGUACAACACAGACUGGGCUGGCCCAGCAGUCUGCGAGAGGGUGCGAGGGGCAGCUUUUGAACCCAUGGAGCACCUGGAGAGGCGUUCACGUGAACCCUGGUCUCUGGAACGGGAGCUGCAGAGCCGAGACCAGGCCCGAAAACGUCGCCUCUUAGAGGAUGGGCGUCGCCCGGACCGCUCACCAAACAGCAGUGAACAUGGGCGUCGUCGUCACGGCGCCUCUCUGGAGCACAGCCCUGGCGGCAGCAGCCGGGACGGGGGGCGCUACAGCCCCCCGCGCUCCGAUAGACCCUCUCCCGUCAGAGAGCAGCGGGCCAGCCUAGGCCGUGGCCCUGGGGACAAGCGGCUGCGGACAGACAGCCCAGCCUUACCAGAACGGGACCGCAAACGCAAAGCCAGUGACUCAUGCACAAGCCCUGUAAAGAGGGAGGACCGCUCUGAUCACCCCUCCUCUUCCAUGUCCAGCCUGCAGUCUAAGCAGGGGGCCGGGGGGCAGAAGCUGUGUCAGGCCUGGCAUGGCGUGCUCCUGCUGAAGAACAGCAGCUUCCCCACCUCCAUGCACCUGCUAGAGGGGGACUUAGCUGUGGCAGCCAGACUACUGGUGGAGAGCUCCACUGGUGGUCAGGUGUCCCAGCUAAAGAUCACCCAGCGCCUGCGUCUGGACCAGCCCAAGCUGGAUGAGGUGUCCCGUCGCAUCAAGACUGCAGGCCCCAGCGGCUAUUCUGUCCUCUUGGCUGUGCCUGGGAGCUGUGAGGAGGGGCCCCAGGAUGUGGGAAGCUCCACCGAGAGGCCUCUAAAGAACCUGGUCUCCUACCUGAAGCAGAAGCAAGCAGCCGGCGUCAUCAGUCUGCCUGUGGGUGGCACCCGUGACAAGGACGGCGCAGGAGUUCUUCACGCUUUCCCGCCCUGUGAUUUUUCCCAGCAGUUCAUGGAUGCCUCAGCGAAAGCCCUUGCCAAAACCGAAGAGGACUACCUGGUGAUGGUCAUUGUCCGAGGAGCCUCAUAAAAUGAGAAUCAUUCAUGUGUGAUGCAUUGGUAGCACAUUCACACCCACAAUGUGUUACGGGAUUUAGCUGUCAUUGAAACGGAACAGGGUGGGGUUGAUAGCUUUCUGUCUUGCUACAAGUAGAACUUCUUGGCAGAACACAAUGCUAUACUAAGAGUAAUUUGUUAAUCAAAAAUAACAAGCCUUUCAGAUAUUUUAAGUUGUCAACUCAGCAUAGCAUGCAUUAGCAUGUAGCCUGCAUUACAUUCUAUUGGUGGUCUACUUUUAAUGUGAACAAUUUAAAUCACAAGAAGUGGAUACAUUUAAUUGAAAUUGGUUAAGUCAAAGUAGACUCACCUUUCUCUAUUUGCGCAACUAAUCUGUAAAUCAUUCAUCUGUAGAGUAAUUUAUGCAUUUUUGUGAAUCACAACUACAUUGGUUAUUGCCUUUUUAUUUGGAAAAAAUCUGACAUCCAUUGUAUUUGCAAACAAUCAUUUAUCUGGUGUCAAGUCUUGUUUGCUAUUCAUUGAAGUAGAACAUAAAAGCAUGUAAAGAUUAAUCUGAGACCUGAAAAAAAAUCUGAACUACACUUAGUUAUCUCCUCAUUUGAAUUUCUUACACUUAGUCAGACUGGUAAUAGAUAAGCCAUGCCAUAUUUUAAGAGCCCUGUGAAGGUGUGUAGUUGUAAGACGAUACAGUUUUCCAUUGCAUUAUCAAUAAUUUAUUAGUAAAAUUGGUAUCUGCUUUUGUUGAUCAAUAAGAAUAUACCAGUCUCUAUCAAGCAGCCAAUGUAAAAUGUUUUGAAAUUCAGUUAUUUACAUAAAACUCUACCUGGAAUAUUUUCAAAUCAAACAUUGCUGUUUGAUAAGGUCUUACUUAUUUGAUCCAUAGUUGGGACGAUUUUUGUUAUUUCUAAUCGCCAAAGUGCUUACAUUUUCACCUACUGUAUCACCACCGACUGUUGUCAGUGUAUCUUUGCUUGGCACCAAUAGCACUCACAGUUAAGUUUCAAUUUUGGAAACAAUAUUUUGUGUGAUACAUUAUAAGAGAAUCUAGGAUAUCAGAGUUUGUUUUACAAGUGUUGCAUUGCCCUGUUGACUAUAUAGACUAAUAGUAAAAAAAACACAAAAAACAAGGCUCAUAAGUUUCUUUUGAGUGGUCUAAUUUAAAAGUGCCUAUUAGAUAGGCAAUAUCCAAAUAUUGACUCUAUUAGCGUAAAUCCAGAAUGGUUUUGAUUGUCAACAGGUCUAUGAUCCUUGGGUUCAUUCAAUAGAGAUGAUGCCACACAAAUUCCAUAGAGGGUAUUAUUUUUUUGACUAAAUAAGAACUACCACUAUUUUCCUGUGCCACUGAGGUCCUUGAGGUCAGGACGUUAUCCUGUUUUUUAUAUUAUGAGUAAUGUUAUUUCCAACAAUCAUCCCCACAGUUAAAUGUUUGAGUUAAGUUAGUAUUUUACUAUACAUAGUAAAGAGGGAAAUAAAGCUUCUAAACCAAAUGACCAUGGCCCCUCAUGGCAGUAAUAUGUGUCUCUUGAUGACUUCCCCUUUUGGUUCUGAGAGAACUAACUGUCUGGAAACCAUUAAGAGACUGCCUAGCCUUCCAGAAAGCUAGGUGGAGCCAUUUCACAUAGUCUUUUCAGUUCCACAAAUGUGCAUCAACAAGGUGAGAAGGAAAGUAGUUUAUCUAAAUGGAAUUUCUCCAAUGAGUUCAAUCAGUUAUGUCAAAUGUAUGACUCACUUUUGAAACAGGAUACCUUUCUUUUUGCUCUCAAGGACCAAGAGUAUGUAUGUCCCUAAAACAUAUAUAUAUUUUAACAAUUGGUUUAGUUCAACAGUGUACUUAAAUUCUGUUUAGGGUUAAACUAAGAAUAAGUUUUGUUGACUGGCAUUAAGCACAUGUAUCAAUCUCUCCAAAUACUACAGUGGAAGUUAAUUUACAUAAUUGUUCAUUUUCAAUUUGGCCUUUACAUUAAUUGCCGCCUUUAUACAUGGGGAACUCACCAGUAGUGUUGUUAAUGCCAUAGCCUUCUGCUUCUACUUAGAAUUCAAAGUGUAUUGGCAUUUUUACAUAUAAAACAAAAAGACAUUUUAUUUAAAAAUGUAUUUUAAGUGAAAUUUCUUGUAUAAAAUUAUUACUGUAUGUAUGUUAUGGACACUUCAGAUCUGAGCAAGGAAUACCAGAGUGGAUAACACCACCAUACCACCGUUGGACACUGGAAAACACCAUACGCAAAAAUACUCCAGAAUGCACAGGGGCAAGGGUCCUUUGCACAGUGGCCCUUUGUGCAUUUCCUCAGAAUUUACUGCUCGUUGUGUUAAUGCUUUGUGAUGCCAUUUCCCGUGUUUUAAAUGGAAAAUAUGCUGUGUGCUGUGUCCACCUGAUUUUUGGAGAAAAAAUGGAAACCGCAAUUGCACAUGCGCCUAAGACAUAGUUGUCAAAAAACACAAAGUGCAGCUUGCACUUCAUAGAUUUUGUUUCGGUAUCAAUAAAUGUUCUCUUUCGUGGGAAAACAAA